Molecule: messenger RNA, 925 nt
Organism: Sphaeroforma arctica JP610
Lineage: Eukaryota; Ichthyosporea; Ichthyophonida
Exons: 7
Molecular function (GO): protein binding
Source: RefSeq, a predicted model, not a curated record
GCCAAAAGUGCUUUUUUAUGUUGGGUUGUUGAUAUCUCCACACGAAACGGUUGUUUCUGUUUGUUGCCCUACAGUGGUGCGCAUAUAACAAAGAGCAGCAUCUCGUCUGAUGUUCUGAACGUAAGAAACGCGUUCUACUGAGUGGCAAUUCCAGACCUCUUGAGGACAGGAUCUAAAUAGUCAACAAAGCAACAUGGCCUUAUUCGAAGCUGUGCGUAAUGGUUCUGUCGAGUCUGUGCAAGAUAUUCUAAAUGAGGUGGAGGAUUGGGGUGAUGCCGCUGGCGCCUGCGGGGUGGACUUAGAGGACAAGGACGAGAACGGCCGGACGGCACUUCAUAUAGCUGCGGAGAAGAACAUGUCUGACAUCGUCGGGCUUUUACUUGAGAGUGGGGCCAGUGCUAAUCCGCUUGAUAAGGCAAUGAAGACACCACUGUAUCUGGCAGCCGAGAAAAAUCACAGCGACGUCAUGCAGGUUCUGAUCUGUGGCGAUUUUGACCCCAUGGCCUCGAGUCAAGUGCACACGUUCCACUUAGCAACCGAGCGCAACGACACAGCAGUAAUGGAAGAGCUACUGGUCAAUCUGGUGGACGUCGAUGAGCGAGGCUGUGCAUUGGGGGACAAGGGAGAGAGUGGUACAGCCCUGCAGGUGGCCGCGAGGAAUGGGCAUGUGUAUGCACUUGAGAUGUUGCUUUGGCAUGGUGCCAACAUAGACGCGGCUACCACGCCUGGAGGUCUGACGGCACUCUACGCUGCUGCCCAAGCUGAUCACACGCACGCUCUUACUCUCUUGCUGAAAGCUGGCGCAGAUGUCAACAAACUUUCAACGGCGGGCCAGGAUGCGCUGAUGAUGGCUGUAUGCAACGACAACGUCUGUGCCACAAAGCAGCUGCUGCAGCAUGGCGCCAGUACCGCUCAUGCAGACUAU